AUGGCUGGAUACUUUUUUGGAAAUGUUCAGAAUAACCUGAACAGAGCAAGGCAUAGUUUAACAAACACUCUUAGCGACAUGAGGUUAGAUGAGAGUUAUCUUAAGUCUAUUCGAAUGAACAUAAAGAAACGAUUUGAUAAAUUAAUGAAUAAAAUAAUACCUUUUGAAACUAUUGAUGAAAAUAAAAGAUUUGUUGUUAUUAUUGAAAAAAAAAAGAAUUAUGAAAAUUUCCGAUGUCCUAUAUGUAUGUUAAUAUUAUUUAAACCAGUAAAAACAAAAUGUGGUCAUAUUUUUUGUCGAGAAUGUAUAGAGAAAGUUUUGCUUAAAUUUGAUUAUUGUCCUUUGUGUCGAAAUUUUAUAAAAGAUAAAAAAUUAGAGAACGUAGAAAACAGUACUCUAGGUUCCGAAUAUGAAAAUAUAAAAAUUCGAUGUUAUAAAUGUAAAGAAAUAACAAAUAUAAAAAAUUAUGAAAAACAUAUAAUUAAUCAUAUAAUGAAUAUACAUAAAAGUUUUGAUAAUAUAAAAAAUUAUUCAACAAGUGAAGAAGGUGAUAAUUAUAAUUUUCUUAGUAUACAAAAAAAAAAAAAAAAUUCUAAUUAUAUUUAUUCUAUUUCAAAUAAUAAUUAUAUACAUAAUAUAUAUCAUCAUAUUAAUCCAUAUAAUUUCGAUUCUUACUUUAAUAAAAAAUUUCAAAUUAUUUAUAUGAAAGAAUUUUUUAAUUUAUUAAAAGAACAUAAUAUAAAUACACAUAUAGAUAAUUUUUAUCUUUUAUACGCUCAAAAUGUUUUAUAUGAUUUUAAACACAUAAAUGUAGAAGUACAAGAUAUUAUGUGUGACGUUUUCCUCAUCAUCAAAAUUAGAAAAAAAAGAAAAAAUUAUCAUCAAAAUAAUCUUAAUCUUUUAUAUUUGGACAAUUCUAAAUAUAAAUCAGAACAAAUAAAUAAUAUUAUUACAUCGAAGGAUGAUAUAAAUAUGAAUGUAAAUAUGAAUAUACAUACGAAUAUACAUAUGAAUAUACAUACGAAUAUACAUACGAAUAUACAUACGAAUAUACAUACGAAUAUACAUGCGAAUGAUGGUUUUAUUUCAAGUGAAGGAGAAAAAAAAAAAGAUAUAAAACAAAAUAACUUUAUAACAAAUGAUCUGAAGAAACAGAAAUCUAUUAUUUUCAGUUCUUAUAAAAAAAAAUUAUAUACCAAUGAUACAUUUGAAAUGUAUCAGAAAAAAUUAUUAAUACAUAAUAAAAAAACACCUAAUAAAUAUAUAUAUAUAUUAUUUGAAUAUAAUACGAAAAAUAUAUUUUUUACACUUCUACAAAACAUACCAGUAUUUAAAAACAUGAAUAUUAUAAAAUUGGUGAAGUAUAAAAAUAAAAAAAUGAAUUCUAUAGGACACACAACAAAUAUAAGUGAACAAUUAAUUAGACUCUUUUCUAUUUUAAAUGAAAAAAGAAUAUUAAGAACUUAUCAUAAAUAUUUCUAUAAUUCUAUUCACUUAUUUCAUGAACUUAUAUAUUCUCUCCUUUUUUCAAAACAUCAAAAAGAAAAAAAUGAAAACAUAGAAAAUAUAGAUGUUGCAUAUAUGCAAGAUAUAUACGAAAUGGAACGUUCUUAUCAAAUGGAAGAAAAACAAUUAAACGAUGUAAAUUAUCAUAUUUAUCAAAAAUGUGAUCACUAUGAAAAUAAUCAAAAUGGUCAAAAUGAACAAAAUGAUCAGAAUGAAGAACCAUAUCAACAUUAUAAUGAUCAAAAUGAAGAACCAUAUCAACAUUAUAAUGAUCAGAAUGAACAACCAUAUCAACAUUAUAAUGAUCAUAAUGAAGAACCAUCUGAACAUUAUAAUGAUAACUAUUACAAUUUUGUAGAAAAGAAUGAACACAAUUUUAAAAACAUAUUCCUUAAAGAUUAUGAACUUAUGUUCAUUUUAUUUUAUUUGAAAUAUGAAUAUAGACUUCCGCUCAAAUGCGAAUAUCUCUAUUUAUAUUCAGAAAAUUUCAUUGCAAAAAUUUUAAGAGAUCAAGAAAGAGAACAAGAUAUUUUUAUAUCGAACGUGUAUAGUUAUCAUAAUUUAGACAUAUUACAAAAUAAAAUAAAUGGAGAAAAUAUAUUACCUUUAAGUAAUAAUGAAUUUGUAAAAAAUGAUAAAGGUAUAAUUAUUAUAUUACAAGUACAAAGAGGGAAAUUAAAAAAUGAAUAUAAAAGUGACAUUAAUAUUAUAGACAACAAAAAUAAUUGUAAUGAUAUAUUAAAUAAUAAUCAAUAUAUUAAUCAGACUGAAGAAAAUAUUAAUAAUUCUGAGUAUACUAAUAAAAAAGAUUUUUAUAAAAAAUAUGUUCAGAAAAAAAGUAAUAAAACAAAUACACAUACAAAAAAUAUAAAUCAAUAUUAUGAUAUCCAUAAUGUCUGUUAUCUUAUUAUAUCUUAUUCAUCAAAAGGAUUUCAAUGGUAUCUUAAUAAUUCUUUAAACUUUUUAAAUAAAAAACAAAUUGAAUAUAAAAGUCAAGAGGUAUUUUUUCUUAUAGAUAAAUUAAUUCUUUUCUUUUUUAAUAUCAGAAAUAAAAAGUAUAGUUCUGUCUUCUGGAACUCUACUCAUCUUUUUCAGUGCAUGCUCAAUUUUUGUUGUGAAUAA
Messenger RNA from Plasmodium falciparum 3D7, 2628 nucleotides. Its product is annotated as PhIL1-interacting candidate PIC3. The record is from RefSeq and is a predicted model, not a curated record. Lineage: Eukaryota; Apicomplexa; Aconoidasida; Haemosporida; Plasmodiidae.